GCAGACAGACACAUACACAGUGAAACUCUGGACCGCUUCUUUAUCCCUUACAAAGAAUAAUCUACAUAGCAAUAAUUGCAACAUUCUGUUUUUCACUGCUUCUCAAGGUUUUCUGUUAGUUUUAGCAGUUGUUUUUUUUUAGUUUUAUAUAUAUAUAUAUAUAUGCGUAAAUUGUAUUUGCACUGAUUUUUGGUUUGUUUUCUUGAAUUGUUUUUGUAUUAGUUUUGGUUCCGGGGAUGAAUAGUUUUAAGAUGGCUGGGAUGGUCUCCAAAGGCAGAAGAGACGCGUUAAAGGUGUUUGUCGCUUUAUUUUCUGUUUCUUUGGUUUAUUCUUACAACAUCGACUUGGACCAUCCCGUGGUUUAUCAGGGACCCAAAGGGACAUUUUUUGGAUAUUCCGUCCUGGAGCACUACCAUGGUAAUACAAGAUGGGUCAUAGUAGGAGCCCCCAAAGCAAACUCCACCUUCAGUGUGUCAGUAAGUUCCCCAGGAGCCAUCUUCAAAUGCAGAGUGCACAACAACCCCGAGAAGAUGUGCACAGAGAUGGACAUGGGCAGAGGUAAUGAGCGGAGUUCGUCGUGUGGUAAAACCUGCAGGGGGGACAGGGAAAACGAGUGGAUGGGAGUGAGCCUCGCUCGACAGGACAGAGCCAAUGGGAGCGUGCUGGCCUGUGCUCACCGCUGGAAGAACGUCUUCUACGGGUCUGAACACAUCCUGCCGCAUGGCUUCUGCUCCAUCAUCCCACCCAACCUGCAGCGCAACGGACGAGACCUCAUUCCCUGCUACGAAGAGUAUAAGAAGAAAUAUGGGGAAGAACAUGGCUCGUGCCAGGCUGGAAUUGCAGGCUUCUUUACUGAGGAGCUGGUUGUGAUGGGAGCCCCCGGGUCAUACUACUGGACAGGCACAGUCAAAGUGUUAAACCUGACUGACAACACCUCCUACAAGCUGCGGGACGGGUCCAUCGGCACAAGCAGAUACAGCUAUCUAGGAUAUGCUGUGACGGCCGGUCACUUCUCCCAGCCCACUGCCACUGAUGUUGUUGGAGGGGCCCCACAGGAUGGGGGAGUAGGAAAGGUUUACAUUUUUAAAACAGAGAGGGGAUCCCUCGUGAAGAUUUUUCAAGCCUCAGGGAAAAAGAUGGGCUCUUACUUUGGCUCCUCCUUAUGUGCAGUUGACCUGAACCUGGACGGCCUGUCGGAUCUGCUCGUCGGGGCCCCUAUGUUCAGCGAGAUCAGAGACGAGGGCCAUGUAGCUGUCUUCAUCAACAAGGGAAAUGGGGUCCUGGAGGAAAGGGUGCUCCUGAACGGGGACAACGCCUACAACGCCCACUUUGGGGAAAGCAUCGCCAUGCUGGGAGACAUCGAUGACGACGGCUUCCCAGAUGUUGCCAUUGGAGCCCCCAAAGAGGAGGAUUUUGCAGGAGCUGUGUAUAUCUACCACGGGGACACCCAUGGGAUUGUAGCAACAUAUUCCAUGAGGCUGUCGGGACAAAACAUCAACCCAGUGCUGCGGAUGUUCGGUCAGUCUAUGUCGGGUAACGUGGACAUGGAUGGAAAUGCUUAUCCAGAUGUCACCAUUGGAGCCUUUAUGUCAGAUAAUGUGGUGCUACUGAGGGCCCGGCCUGUCAUCACGGUUGACAUCUCGAUAUUCCUCCCCGUCUCCAUCAACAUUACGGCUCCUCAGUGUCACGAUGGCUCCCAGCACCUCAACUGCCUCAACGUCUCAGCCUGCCUGCGCUUCCGAGGAAAACAAGUGCCCGGACAGAUAGGGCUGCUUUACAACCUGACAGCAGAUGUGACAAAGAGAGAGAAGGGGCAGCAGUCCCGAGUGGUGUUUACGCUGAACGGGGAGCUGACGAGUCACGUGAACGAGCAGAUCCAGCUCUCCUACAACGAGGAGAAGUGCCGGCACUACAUGGCUUACGUCCGGAAAGAGGUGAAGGACGUCUUUUCCCCGAUCAUAUUUGAAGCUGCUUACAGCCUGGGUGAACAUGUGAUUGACAACAAAGAUGACAAGGAGCUGCCAGCACUGAAGCCAAUCCUGCGCUGGAAGAAAGGAGGCAAGAUAGCCCAGAGAAACCAGACGGUGUUUGAGAGGAACUGCCUAUCAGACGACUGUGCUGCAGAUCUGAGGCUCCGUGGACAGUUAUUGCUGCCUGGCGUGGACCCCAGGCCCUACCUGGCGCUGGGAGCUGUGAAGAACAUCUCUCUCAAUGUGUCCAUCUCCAACGCCGGGGACGAUGCCUACGACACCAACGUCUACUUCAACUUCUCCAGAGAACUCUAUUUCAUCAAGAUGUGGCAGAAGGAAGAAAAGGGAAUUUCCUGUGAACUUUUGGAGUUGGACUUCCUGAAGUGUAGCGUGGGAUUUCCUUUCAUGAGAGCACAGUCCAAGUACCACCUAGGAGUUAUUUUUGACACCAGUCAUCUAUCCGGAGAUGAGGAGAACCUGCAAUUCCUUGUCAGCACACAAAGUGCCAACCCAGAACACGAGAGCACAUUAUCAGACAACACCCUUCACCUGUCUGUCCCUCUGAUCCAUGAAGUGGACACAACAAUCACAGGGGUGGUUUCCCCUACCUCCUUUGUGUAUGGAGACUCAGUGAAUGCCGCCAGAUUCGUUCAGAUGGAUGACAUGGAGUGUCUCUUCCAGCCUCUCAACUACACCUUCCAGGUUAUUAACAGUGGGCCAAGCCGUUUGCCUGGCUCAAUAGUACACAUUCUGCUUCCCAAUCGGCUCGGAAGCAGCGGAGCCGAGAUGCUGCAUGUUCAAGAGACAGUGGUUGGGCAGGAAGGAGGGAACUGCACCUACCACAGAAACCCUACACCGUGUACAGUCCCCCAGGAUCGGUAUAGAAUCUUACAAACCAUCUUCGCAUUCUUCACCAAGUCGGGCAGAAAAGUCGUGGACUGCGACAGGCCAGGGAGGUCCUGUCUAAUCAUUACCUGCCUCCUGUCUUCAUUGGCAAAAGAAGAAACGAGAAGUAUAGAUCUGAGGAUUCUGCUCAAUACGGAGAUGCUAAAAAAGGACACCUCAUCAGUAAUACAGUUUGUGACAAGGGGCAGUGUGAUGGUGGAUACCAGUCUCCGGGCAGCGGAGGUCUCCAAUGGGCUUUCUGAACAUACCACUGUGGUGUUUGAAGCCCUGCACAAUCUGGAGCCUCGUGGAUACGUGGUCGGUUGGAUUAUCGCCAUCAGCCUCUUAGUGGGGAUUCUCAUUUUCCUGCUGCUUGCGGUCCUGCUCUGGAAGAUGGGCUUCUUCCGUCGGCGGUACAUAGAGAUUAUCAAGGCAGAGAAGAACAGGAAGGAGAGUGAUGAGAGCUGGGACUGGGUCCAGAAGAGCCAAUGAACAGACACUCGUGUCACGUGACACCUAUAUGUCGUCCUGUUGUUCUCAUUCUUGAAUCUUCCAUAUGUGGAAGAAAAUAAUCUUCUCCAGAUUUUUCGGAGGCUUGAUAAUUAUUAUUUUUUGCUUUUAAAUCUGCGUUGAGCUGACAGCUGGGAACUAUUCCUGAGGCAGUCAUGUGACCCAAUUGGAGGAAUUUGUACUUCCUGUUGGAAUUGGACUUUGAACUCUGGAAAGGGAAGAACUGCUAAGGAAGGGGGUGGAUGAUAUGAAGACAUGUGGUAAAAACCCUCAGGGUAUUGAACUCUUGUUGGCAAAACCUAUUUUUUAUACAUACAUGCCUUUUUUUGUACUGAAUGUGUCUGUCAGGAAAAUGUAUCAGUAAUGUAUUUUUUUUUUUCUGUUGGACAUAUCUAUAUAUAUAUAUAUUUCUUUCAAAGCACUGAUGACUUGUUAAAGCCUUGGUUACAUAACAAAAAAUAUGUUCAGACUGUUUUAGACUAGAGAAAAUAGAAACGAGAGGGUAUGUUUUUUUUUUUUUUUAAAAAUUGAAAUGUCCACUGGUAUCUGGCUGAUAUUUCAACAAAAUAAAGUAUUAUGUGACAAAAUAUUUUGAGAAACAUUAUAAUAAGUACCUCUCUGUGAAUUAAGAUCAGGGUUAAGUAUCAAACUUUAAAAUAAGUGGUUAAAACUAUAAGAAACAAUAAGCCAAGUAGACAAAAGCUUGGGCUAAGACAUUCAUGGCUAUAAGACUUUGGUCUGUAUUGUAAGUUAGUUUUAAAAGAAAGUUUUAUUAAUGAGUGUUUUUUAAGCCCGUUUUGGUUAAUGAAAUCAAGUUUGCAUUUCACAAAAUCAACUGUUUUAGAACUUUGUUCUCAGCUUUCAAAGAACUGUUUAAACUAAGAGAAUGUUUAUUUAAAAAAAAAAAAAAAAAAAAAACAUUACUUCACAAAUGUUUUAUGGAUAAGACCCCAGUUCCUUAUAGUUAUAACUUCAGAAUUUACAAGAGUGUUUAAAUUUAUAAAUGAUAUAAAAAUAUAAAAGUGGCUGUUCCUGACUAAUUAAUAAUCGGGUUAAAUGUAGUAAGAAUGUAUGUUUACAGCAUUCAGUAAGGCAUUAAUUCUAGUUCAUAUAGUAAAUUUUUUUUUGUUGAACUUCUGUCAGCAUAGCAGGCUCAGGGUUUUCGAUAUGGGGAAACCCUCUUAGGAUAUGCGGGAAAAGUGCCCUGGGAACUCCAUAGUGAUAAGCUAAGUACUGGGCGUCAUUGUCAAUUGUGUUAGUUUCACUAUUAGUCAACUUCCUGUAAAGGUGUUUAGUAUAAAGUAUUGCUGAGUAUUUUGUCCCACAUGCCUUCCAUCUGUUGUUCUCUUUUAGCUCACAGGAAAUAGCUACUCUGCUCUACAGUGACCCCAACUGGGUGAGUUUGUCAGCAACCGGACUCUCCUCCAGUUACAGCUUACCAGCGCCAUCUACUGAUCAAUGACAGCGUUACAUUAGCAGAGGCAAAUCUGUGAUUGAUUGUCCUACCUUAAAGGCAACAGCUGACCCAAUAGGACAGUACAAAUGUCUUGACAGAGUUGUAUUGUUAAAGUAGAGUUGUGUUUUUUUUUUAUGGGAUAGGGAUGUGUCAUUGCCUAGCCUUGUAUAAUAUUGGAAACUUUGAGAAAACAAAUUUUAACCAACCCGCUGCUGUAAUUUAAAAGCAGAGAGAUAACAAGUAACAGUUCAAAAUGAAUAACUGUGUAAGAAAAGGGCUGGUUACAGUGGCUGUGUAUCUGGGCUUUUGGGUCCUCUAGCAAAAAUGUUCUUAAAUUGUAAGAAUUGUAUUGAGUAGAAUUUUUGCUGUCCACUCAGGAGGCAAAUGUGGAAGAAUUUUCUGUAAAAAAAAAAAAAAAGAAAAUUGGAAUGUUUAUUAAUGGAACAUUUUGAUUUGCUUAGUGAAGGGAUGAUGGUUUAUAAUUGAACGUCAUUGUGACAUGCAGGAUGUGUAGAAGUAUCAGAAUAGAUAUUUCUACAGUGUGUUGGAGGUGGGUUUUCAGUAGACCGCUUUCUUCUCCAUUUGGAUCUAUUGGACUGAUCUGCAAACUCAAAUCUCGAUUAAUUAACCUUUAACUGGUGUCUAGGCAGGCUUCAUAACGUGUAGGAACACAAUCAUUUGAGGUCUUUGUCAAGCACUUUAUCAUUCAACAAACUGGUAUAUGGUAAACAGCCAAGCAGCAGUGAUAGAAAUGAAUCAAAGAGAGACUGAGGAAAUGUUACUGACACCUUAAUUUGAUUGCAUGGUUUACAACUUUGCCAAGUCUUGUAGUCUGAGGAAUGUUCACCAAUGUGUAUCAAAAGCAUUCAGAUAAGAGGAAGCUGGAUUUAAAAGCGAUGUUUUUAUGUACGGGAUGUGGGGGCAGGGAUAUUUUAUCAUCCAGAAAAAAGAGGGAUUCAUGGUUAAUUGUGAAUACUAGUGGAAGGCCUUCCAAAUUGAACCAAUUUUUUGUAU
Molecule: messenger RNA, 5835 nt
Organism: Acipenser ruthenus (sterlet)
Lineage: Eukaryota; Metazoa; Chordata; Actinopteri; Acipenseriformes; Acipenseridae
Product: integrin alpha-9-like
Exons: 28
Coding region: 237-3347 (1036 amino acids)
Biological process (GO): cell-matrix adhesion; cell-cell adhesion; integrin-mediated signaling pathway
Cellular component (GO): external side of plasma membrane; integrin complex
Molecular function (GO): integrin binding
Source: RefSeq, a predicted model, not a curated record